AUGGCUGUCGCCGGAGCCUCGAGGGACGCUUCGUGCUCGUGCAGCCAGCAGUCCGUUGACCGUCUUCUCGCCUGGUCUUCCCGCUUCGGACUCGCUCCCAAGCGUGUCCUGCCCUCCAGCCACAAAUCCGCGGACCGCCUCGCUGACGACCUCCCGGAUGCUACGUCGCCGUGUUUCUGCAACGUCGGCUCUACUUGUGAUCUCACUGGUUAUGUGCAGAAGGUCUCUGCUGCCAGUGCUGCGCUCUGUUCGGGUUCCCCUUCGUCUCUCCCCACGGGCCCUGUUGAGCAUGUUAGAUCUGUCCUGAACAAUGCCUUUGCUAAUGCUACCGUAUCUGUCGGUGAGAAGGGAGACGGUGUCUACGCUUGGUCUUCUGUCUUUAGUCUUGUCUUUCUCCUGGUCGUUCUCCUGGGUCUUCUCGCGCCGCUUUUCCAAUACUGGCUUGAAAAAGACACCACCCCCGAGGAAGAUGCCCGCGACGUCCAGAUCAAUGCUCUCCAGACGAGGCUCCGCAAGUAUACCAAGAAGGCCGAGUCUUGGGAGGAGGAGACAGCCAGACUGAACGCCGAGAUCGACCACCUCCACGCCUCAAUCAGCAAUCUAAGCGCCUCCUUCAAUCGCCUGUCCAAGCACAACACGGCCAUCGAGGCCUGCAACCAAGAUCUGGAGGCCGAGAACGAGGACGUGUGGCACCGCAACCAAGCCAUCGAGCACGAAAACGUAAACUGGCGCGCGACAUGGACCGCGCUCAGGACCGACAAGGACGCCCUCAGGGCCCAGCUCACCACGCUCCAGGACGUCCACACCCAGCUCAUCACGCACAACAUGGAGCUGCAGGGGACCCUCGAGUACGUCCAGCACGUCUCCACCGCCACGGCGCGCCGCACCAUACUCGCCGACAGCGCCCUCGGCAAUGCAGAGUCUCGCAUCGCCCUCCUCGAAGACCAACUCGAGGACGAGAUCGCAGGCCACGCCGCCCUGCGCGUGCAGACGGCCACCCACGACGAUGCAAUUGCGCGCCUCGAGAAGACCGCUGCGGCCCAGGCCCUCACGCUCGCGCACAGGGACGACCAAAUCAGCGCGCUCCGCGCCCAAGUCUCGCACCUCGAAGGCGCGCGCCUGCGCCACGCAAGAGCCGUCGAGGAGCUGGUGAUUUCACACCUGGGCGGGGACAAUGCCGACCUCCUCGCGUCCAUGGACGACAUCGCGUCUAACCGUGACGACCGGGGCUGGGACUUCGAGGGCGACGAGGCAUUUAAUGCCGUCGCGCUGUCCGACCAGGAUCCCGACAUCGAUAUCCUCUGCGAUUCCGACGUCGAGAUCCUCUCGCGCGUGACUGCUGCUUGGGUCACAGAGUAG
Molecule: messenger RNA, 1359 nt
Organism: Didymella exigua CBS 183.55
Lineage: Eukaryota; Fungi; Ascomycota; Dothideomycetes; Pleosporales; Didymellaceae
Exons: 1
Coding region: 1-1359 (452 amino acids)
Source: RefSeq, a predicted model, not a curated record